Molecule: messenger RNA, 5273 nt
Organism: Neolamprologus brichardi
Lineage: Eukaryota; Metazoa; Chordata; Actinopteri; Cichliformes; Cichlidae
Gene: ubap2l
Product: ubiquitin associated protein 2-like
Cellular component (GO): nucleus; cytoplasm
Molecular function (GO): protein binding
Source: RefSeq, a predicted model, not a curated record
UGAGCGAGUCGGCUCGCUUUAUUUUCCCAAUAUAGCUUAUAACACUCGGGGUUCAGGAUUUAAAUCCUGUCCUAAAUCCUACUCCGGAGGUCGACAGCGAGAUUACUUGUCGGCCGGUUGUGUAGCAGUGUGUAAUACUGAGCCGGGUUUCUGGUGUUAUUCCUUUGUAAAUACUGUUAUUUGUAUAUACUGUAAAUGAUGACGUCCAUGGGCGGGAACCGAGCCCGGGGCAACUGGGAGCAGACACAGGGCCAGACACAGAGCCAGACACAGCACAAGCAGAGGCCUCAGGCUACUGCAGAGCAGAUCCGACUUGCACAGAUGAUUUCAGAUCACAAUGAUGACUUUGAAGAAAAGGUCAAACAGCUGAUUGACAUCACAGGCAAGGAUCAGGAUGAGUCUAUGAUCGCACUGCAUGAUUGCAACGGGGAUGUCAACAGAGCCAUCAACGUGUUGCUGGAGGGCAGCCCAGACACUGACUCCUGGGAAAUGGUGGGAAAGAAGAAAGGGGUGUCAGGUCAGAAGGAGACCAGCCAGGCAGAAACUGGAGACGAAGGAAAAGAGAACAGAGAGAAAGGAGGCGAGAAGGAUGCAGCACGUCGCAGAGGUGGAGCUCCACGCAAGGGACGUGGCGCUAGCAGGGGACGAGAGUUUCGUGGCCAAGAGAAUGGCUUAGAUGGAGGCAAGACUGGAGUAGCUGGAAGAGGUGCAGAGCGAGGCCGAAGGGGAAGAGGCAGAGGAAGGGGAGCAGUUGGAGCAUCUGGACGGCGAGGAGGCAGAUUUUCGGCACAGGGCAUGGGCCAGAAUGAUAAGGGGCCCAGAUAUGAUAUUGCAGGCAGUAGGAGAACAUUCAACCCUGCUGACUAUGCGGAGCCAGCUCAGACAGAAGAAAACUACGGAGGGGGCAGUACCUGGAACAACACAGGAAGCGUGGAGCUAGAGGAGGGAGCUAGGUUGGAAUACUCUGCAGGAGAGGGAACAAAUUAUCCACCCAAGUUUGAUUCUGCUCCUGGUGCCUGGAGGUCUGCCACAGAGGAGUGGGGCACUGAGGACUGGAAUGAAGAUCUUUCAGAGACCAAGAUAUUCACAGCUUCCAGUGUAGCGUCAGUGCCUCCGCCUCAAGAGAAUGUUACCAUCACUAAGGGACAGAGGAUUGAUCUCGCGGUGCUCCUUGGGAAGACUCCACCAUCAUCUUCCUCAGAGACAGAAAAUGCCCCCAUGGAGGCCACCCAGCCCCCCUCUUUGUCCCAGUCACUGGUUUUCAGCAACUCCAAGCAAGGAGUGCCCCUCUCUCAAACAUCCUCCAGCACCCCUUACACCCAGCACAACAUGGUCAGCAUGCUGAGCAAGGGUUUUGGGGAAGUGGGGGAACCUAAAGGAGCUAGCACAGGGACCACUGGGUCCCAGUUUUUGGAGCAGUAUAAAACAGCCCAGGCACUGGCCCAGCUGGCAGCCCAGCAUUCCCAGACUGGACCCCCCAACACAACCCCUUCAUCAUGGGACACCAGUGCUGCCUCACUGGGACAAUAUGAUAUGAAGGCUCAACCAGAGUCUGCAAUUCAUGCGCCCUUUACAAAGAGGCAGCCCUACCAGGCCACCACCUCAACCUCGUCCAUGUUGGAUGUUUUCCUGCAGGACAAAGGCCUGCCUCCUUCCUCUUCUGUCUCCUCAUCAUCUUCCUUACCACAACAAACAACAUCCUCUCCCCAUGUGGUGCCUCCACCUGCUUCCUCCCUUCCUAAAAUGGCCGGAGUCCCUUCUCUAGGUCAACAAGUUUCCCCAAGCUCCUCAGAUGCCCAGGGUUCAAGUCCUCUGCCUUUGCAGCAACACAAAAUCAAACAGCAGAAGAAGAGGGCCUCCAUUAAUACAAAGAUUCCAGCAAUGGCAGUAGAGAUGCCUGGCUCAACAGACAUCUCAGGCCUGAAUCUUCAGUUUGGAGCGCUGCAGUUUGGGUCUGAACCAGUUCUACCAGAGUACGAGUCCUCCUCUGCCACCACGACACCAGGCAACCAGGUCCAGAACAGUCUCUACACAAGCCCCAGCAGUGAGUCAACUCCAGUUCUCUCCAACUCCAGCCAGAUGGACCUGUACGAUCAGAGACCAUCUCAAACACGACGUUACCCUCCUUCAGUCUCCUCCUCCCCUCAGAAGGAUUUGCAGCCCAAGAAUGGCUUCAGUUCAAUACAGGCAGCGCAAUCCGUGGAAGCUGCAGCAGGCUCUGCAGUAUCAGUCAAGCCGGCCUCUGACUCGGUCACGCCAGCAUCGGUCUCCAGCAUGGGCACUUUAACAGACAGCAGCUCAGCCUCCUUGUUGACUACAGCCAAUCAGACGCCCCUUAGUGCUCUGGGUCACAAUGAAGACUUGCCUCCAAGCAGCAUGGCCCCUCCUCAGCACAACAACUCUCACCCAUCACAACAGAACAGUCUGACUCCAUCUGUUCGGACAUCGAACUCAGGCUUACUGCAUCCCAGCGUCGAUGGAGACUCGAGCCUGCAUUCUUCAUCCUUCCCUUCCUCUGUCUCAGCCGUGCCGUCUUCAUCAGUCCCCUGCUCCUCUUCCUCUGUGGCUGCUGCACAGGUGUCCUUAGGGGCUCCUCAGGCCUCCUCAGUGGGCUCUGCCACAGUUUCAGCUCCCUCGGGCCUAGGCCCCGUCAGCAGUCUGGCCAUGGGCCUCAACACUGCCUCUAUGGGUGCCCCAGUAGCAGCAGCUGCCGCCGCCACUGCUUCAGUCUCCACAGCGGCCUCGACCAUUCCGUCUUCAGCAUCUUCGUCAUCAACACGCAGCUCUGCAGCAUCCUCAGGGAAAGCACCUCCAAACCUUCCACCCGGAGUGCCCCCUCUACUGCCCAACCCAUACAUUAUGGCCCCUGGACUACUGCAUGCCUACCCUCCUCAGGUGUACGGCUAUGACGAUCUACAGAUGCUACAGACAAGAAUACCGCUGGAUUAUUACAGCAUUCCCUUUGCAGCAACACCCACAACAGCACUGACAGGCAGAGAGGGCAGCUUGACAAGCAACCCUUAUUCUGGUGACUUAUCAAAGUUUGGUCGAGCUGAUGCCUCUUCUCCGGCUCCAGCUACCACAUUAGCUCAGACACAACAGAAUCAGAGCCAGACGCAUCACACCACACAGCAGCCCUUCCUGAAUCCUGCGCUGCCGCCAGGCUACAGCUACACCAGUCUCCCGUACUACACUGGCAUGCCAGGAUUGCCCAAUACCUUUCAGUAUGGACCUGCUGUGUUUCCGGUGGCUCCUACCUCGUCAAAACAGCACGGUGUGAAUGUCGGCGUCAAUGCCUCGGCCACACCCUUUCAACAGGCUAGUGGCUAUGGUUCCCAUGGAUACAGCACUGGCUAUGAGGAUGUGGGCCAGGCUUCAGGGAGUGGGGAUUUCUGUAAGGGCGGAUACGGCACUGCCGUGGCCGCUGCUGCUUCUGCACAAAACAAGCCAGCCAGCUCUGUCACCGGGCCUGGAGUCGGAGUCUCUGUGACAUCAAGCAACACAGGAGUACCAGAUAUUUCAGGGUCUGUUUACACAAAGACGCAGUCGUUUGAGAAGCAGGGCUUCCACGCCGGGACGCCAGCCGCAUCAUUCAGCCUGCCCUCUGCGCUGGGCAGCGGGGGCCCCAUCAACCCUCCUGCUGCUGCCGGCUACGCUCCAGCUCCAUUCAUGCAUAUCCUGACACCACACCAACAACCCCACUCUCAGAUUCUGCACCACCACCUGCAGCAAGACGGACAGAGCGGCACUGGACAGCGCAGCCAGAACGCCUCCAUCCAACAGAAGUCUCAGAUCAACAAGUCGGCGUACAACAGCUACAGCUGGGGGGCAAACUAACAUCCACUCACGGGACCCCACCCCGCGCAGUGUCAAAAAGCUGGGAGGGGUGGGAGGCUCUUCACUCCUUCGGCAAAUAAGUCUCCACGUAUAAAUCCCCGCUUCCUCCUGCAAAGAUUUCCCUCCAGUCUCUUGGCCCAGCACUCCCACAGCUCUGAUUGCAGUCAGAGGAGGUGCUGUGCCGAGAGAACGAGCACUGUUAAUGAUGCAUGGAUGGAUGGAUGGGUGGGAGGGACAGGAGGGGCUUUAAAAGUGAGGGGCGAUCGGAGAUAAAUGGUGAUAGAAGCAAACCAUCAAGAGGGUGAAAUACUAAGUGUUGGGAAUUUGUAUCGUAUUAAUCUUCCCGCCCCUUGCCCCCCCCCCCAACAUUUUUUUCCUUUCACUUGUAACAUAGAACUGUUUUUCUAAAAGAAUGAACGUUUCCUGUAUGGUCUUUUUUUUUUUUUUUUUUGUCUUUUCCCAUUUUUUUCCCCACUGAAGGGGAGGAAUGAAGUAAUCUCUAAAAGGGGGUGGGGGCAGGCUGGUUUUGUAUUUCAGACCCUCAACUCCCUGUUACUUAAUUUUGACGGAAAUUCUUCCCUCCUGAACAAUUUCCGAACACAAUAAUUUGCCGUUUACUUUUUUAUGUUUUGGGUUUUUUUUGUUUUUGUUUUGUUUUUUUAUGUCAUUUUAAGUUUGCAGAAACAAUUCUAUAAAUUGGUAGAGUUGUGAAGUUUAUUUUUUACCGAAUAUAGAUAUAUUAUAUAUAAAGACAUAUAAGCAAGCUCACUGGCUUUGACUGUGAGGAAAAAGUGUGUUUGUCAUGUGACUGCGUGCAUGUUUGUACACACGGGGGGCCAUGGUUGCGUACUGUGCUUGGGUUUUUGUUUUGUUUUUGUUUUUUUUGCCUAGCACAGGAUUUGUUUUUGUUUUUUCAUUAUCCAACACUUGUACAGUAACUUUUCCCAUUAAUUAUAAAUAUUUCAUAAGGCCCCUCUUAUUUUGAAACAUGAGAAUGAUUUCCAAGGCCAAUACACACCCAGUCUGCCUUCCAGUGUGAAUAAUUUUGUUUCUGAGGCCCUCCCUGCCCCGCCACCUGUCCCCCCAACAUUGUAAGGAAAUCUGCAGCAUUGAAUACUGAUGGACAGAAUUGUACUAUGGGUUUUUUCUUUUUUUUGUCAGUGAUUUUUUUUUUCUUUUUGUACUGUGCGUUUUAAAAAAAAAAAAAAAGUUUAAAUGGAUAAACUUGUCUUGUACAUAUAUAAAAAAAAAAACACAAGUACUGUAGUCCCUGUUUGUUCGAUGGCUUUCUUCUUUUCCUUCUUAAAUCCUUGCAGACUUGUUAGCUUUGUUUUUUUGUUUUUUUUAUUUUGUAAAAAUAUAUAAAUAUUAAGUAAAUAAACAAGAAAAAGACAUUUUCAUCAUUUUGGAUGUGAAUGUCUUUUUAAGAAACUACA